CGUGGAUCGCACGGGAACGCCGCGCUGCUUGCGCCACAGUCGGUGAGUGGCAGCUGAGCCGUGCAGACGGAGACAGAGCGACCACUCUCAUUCACAGAACCAAGCAGCGAUGGACAAGAGCCAACAUGUGCAGAGGGCCAAACUGGCGGAGCAGGCCGAGCGCUACGAUGACAUGGCCGACUCCAUGAAGAAAGUGACUGAGCUUCUGCCAGAGAGCCAGGUGUUCUACCUGAAGAUGAAGGGAGACUAUUAUCGUUACCUGGCUGAGGUCGCCGCAGGAGAGGAGAAAACCGAUAUCAUCCAGAAGUCUCAGGAAGGGUACCAGGCCGCCUUUGACAUCAGCAAAGACAACAUGCAGCCCACUCAUCCCAUCCGCCUGGGCCUGGCUCUCAACUUUUCAGUCUUUUACUACGAGAUCCUGAACUCUCCAGAGCAGGCCUGUGAACUGGCCAAGAAGGCUUUUGAUGAUGCCAUUGCUGAGCUGGACCAGUUAACUGAAGACUCGUAUAAAGACAGCACACUCAUCAUGCAGCUACUUCGAGACAAUCUGACGCUGUGGACCUCUGACAAUCAGGCCGAUGGUGAGGACACAGAGGAGGGCCGGGAAAACUAAAGCCAACUCCACAAAGAAGCUUUUCAGUCAGCACGGCUGACGCUUUUCCAGUUCCAGCUUCAUACUCACCAGCCCGUCAUUUAUGUGUGUGUUUGGAUGUGAGAGUGUGAAGGAGAGACUGUGUUCGUGUACGUGUGUUUGUUUGGGGGGCAAACGGCAGUUGUUUGUCUUCAACAUGUGUUCAUUGUGGAUUGGAGAAUGCAGUGUAGUUUGUUGGCUUGAUGUGUGCUCAUGCAUGUGCUCGUGGGAUGCCAGUCACCAUCAAGCCAACAUCAGCUUUGUUGUAGGUGCACAUGUGAGAGAGAGAGAGCGCGAGUAUGAACCCUUUUCUGAGUUUGCUAGGGGAGCAUUUAGUGAUGGGUUUCUUGUGGCAUAGACUGAAUUCUUCAUUUUCCUAAAGAAUCAUGGGAAAUAAACCAAAAGUCAGUAUGAAAGAAAACUUGUGACAGAUUGGGCUUGUGCAAGACAUUCUACUUCAGUUGUCAAGUGUUUGAUUUCUCAUUGGUGAAUAAUGCGUACAGUCUUUCUUUGUCGACCACAGACCUAAGAUCAAAAAGACUUGACACAUGGCUUAUACUGUAACUUUGAUAUAAAAGUCUUGUUACCGGAGCAGUAAGUAAUGCUUUUCAUGUGCUUAUCUGAUUAAUACUGUUUUCUAUUAGGAGUUUCGGUUUUUGUUUUAUUUGUACUACUACUUACUCGAUCUGUUUUUAGUUUGUUUUGUUUACUCUUUUGAUACUUGCCUAAACUGCAUGUGGCUUUAGUUAAUCAGGGUGACUGGAGUUGGCUGAUUGGGCUGUCUUAGAAUUUUCAUACGGAACACUCAGCAUUAUUGUUAUUUGUUAUGGAGGGUGGGCGGAGGGAUCUGGAUCUCAUGUUAGUGGUAUUAAAACAGAUAAAACACAAA
This is a messenger RNA of Sinocyclocheilus rhinocerous, 1520 nucleotides long. RefSeq names its product 14-3-3 protein zeta-like. The transcript has 6 exons. Lineage: Eukaryota; Metazoa; Chordata; Actinopteri; Cypriniformes; Cyprinidae. The record is from RefSeq and is a predicted model, not a curated record. The coding region runs from base 110 to 613 and encodes 167 amino acids.